This is a messenger RNA of Bathycoccus prasinos, 1362 nucleotides long. RefSeq lists its product with no specific name. The record is from RefSeq and is a predicted model, not a curated record. Gene Ontology annotation, biological process: ganglioside biosynthetic process. Lineage: Eukaryota; Viridiplantae; Chlorophyta; Mamiellophyceae; Mamiellales; Bathycoccaceae. The coding region runs from base 1 to 1362 and encodes 453 amino acids. The transcript has a single exon. Gene Ontology annotation, molecular function: alpha-N-acetylgalactosaminide alpha-2,6-sialyltransferase activity.
AUGAUUCGACGUAAACGACAGGAGGAGGAGGAGGAGGAAAAAGGAGGAAAAAGAAAAGUUCUUCCAAACUCUUCGUUGUCGUUCACGUCGCGCUCAUCUUCUCAUCGUUUGGUCGGAGUCGUUCUUUUCUUCGCGUCGUUCGCCGUCGUCUGUUCGAAAAGCGUGCGAUUUUACUUUGAACAUUUCAACAACUCUUCUUUGUCUUUGUCUUUGUCUUUGUCUUCGUUACCACCCGGAAACCCGAUGAUCUUUUCAAAAGAAGAAGGAAAAGAAGAAGAAGAAGACGACGACGACGAAGAGGAGGAGGAUACAAAUAAUGUGUUCGGCGAUUUGCGCGAGAACGAUUUAGUAGAGACGCCUUUCAAGAGAUUGCGAAAAACAACAAAAACAACGAUAUCGAAAAGUAUUUUAACGAAGAUGAAAGACUUGCCGAUGAUGGAUAUAUUUAGUAGCAGCAGCAGUAGUAGUAGUAGUAAUAAUAAUAAUAAUAAUAAAAAGAAGCAAUACGAAACGUGCGCUUUAGUCGGCACGGCGGCUAUCGUGACGGACGCGCAGAGAGGCGGCGAGAUUGACGCGAACGACGCGGUGUUUCGGACGGACGACGCGCCGACGAAAAGGUACGAACAGUUUGUAGGGAGGAGAGCGACGUAUAGGAUUGUGAGCGGUGGUGGUGGUAGUAGGAGUAGCAGUAGUAGCAGUACGUCGUCGUUUUUUGAGGACAUUGUUUCGUCCGGGGAGGCGGUGAAAGAGAAAUCGAUUGUAACGAUUGGAACGACGAUGACCACCACCUCUUCUUCUUCGAUGGAAGGCGAAAGCGAGGACGAAAGUGCGGGGGGCAACGGCGACGAGGGCGAAGAUCGAAAAGUGAUGAAGAAAUAUACGUCGCCGUUUGCUAAAUAUCUGGUCGCUUUAGACGACGUCGCGAAGGAGAAAAUUCGAGAAGCUUUAUCCUUAACCGACGAAGAGAAUGAUGAGAACGACGACGACGGAGGAGAAGAAGGAAGAGGAGAUCAACUCACGCACGCGAUCGCUUUGGACGCUUCUUUCGCCGAUGCCAUCCGCGAAGCGUACACCACCGCCGGUGCGUUACUCAACGACCUGGGCGAAAACUUCAAAAUCCGCCAGACGCCACCAGUUGGCGCCUUUGCUCUCUUCUUCGCCCUCUCCAAAUGCAACCGCCUCACCUUAUACGGCGUCCCGUCUCCGGAUUCCAACCGGUUGGAAACGCAGCCGUAUUGGCCUCGAAAAACGAAAACCGAAAGUGGGGGGAAACCGACGAAAAUUGACAUCUUUGGCGAUCGAGUGUUGUACGCCUUGGUUCGUUUGUUCGCUUUAGAAGGUUUCGUAGACGUUGUCAACUAA